This is a messenger RNA of Pseudonaja textilis, 2117 nucleotides long. RefSeq names its product THO complex subunit 1 (gene THOC1). Gene Ontology annotation, molecular function: protein binding. Lineage: Eukaryota; Metazoa; Chordata; Lepidosauria; Squamata; Elapidae. Gene Ontology annotation, cellular component: THO complex part of transcription export complex. The record is from RefSeq and is a predicted model, not a curated record. Gene Ontology annotation, biological process: signal transduction; mRNA export from nucleus.
ACGUCAAUGGAGUGCGUCAGCGUUGGAGACUGUCAGGAGCAAGUAUGUCGCCGCCGACGCUUUUCAGCUUGCCGGAGGCGCGGUUGCGUUUCAUGAACUCUACUCGAGAUGCACUCAAAAACAAAACCAUUAAGCCUUUAUUGAAUGCAUUCAGCCAGAUACCUGGAAGUGAAAAUGAAAAAAAGUUAACACUGGAUCAAGCUUUCCGAGUUGCUCUGGAAGAAGAAAUUAUAAAUAAAACUUCUUGUGAAAAUGUUCUGGCUAUCAUUUCGCUUGUUAUUAAUGGGGUAAUAGAAGGUAUUUGUACUGCAUCAACUCCUUUUGUGCUCUUGGGAGAUGUUUUGGAUUGCCUUCCUUUGGAUCAGUGUGAUAAAAUUUUCACCUUUGUGGAAAAAAACGUUACCACAUGGAAAUCGAACACAUUUUACUCUGCAGGAAAGAAUUAUUUACUGAGAAUGUGCAAUGAUCUUUUAAGAAGACUGUCAAAAUCACAAAAUACAGUGUUUUGUGGAAGAAUUCAGCUCUUCUUGGCCAGGUUAUUUCCUCUUUCAGAAAAGUCAGGGCUUAACUUGCAAAGUCAAUUUAAUUUGGAAAAUAUCACAGUUUUUAAUACCAGUGAGCAAGACAGCACCCUUGGACAGAAGCAUGCAGAAGAGAGAGAAGAAGGAAUGGAAGUAGAAGAAGGUGAAAUGGGAGAUGAUGAAGCUCCUACAAGUUGUUCCAUUCCAAUAGAUUAUAAUCUGUACAGAAAAUUUUGGUCACUUCAAGAUUACUUCAGAAAUCCUGUGCAGUGCUAUGAAAAGGUCUCAUGGAAAACAUUUCUUAAGUACUCAGAAGAAGUAUUAACUGUCUUUGAGAGCUACAAGUUGGAUGACACUCAGGCAUCAAGAAAAAAAUUAGAAGAGCUGAAAACUGGAGGAGAGCAUGUUUAUUUUGCAAAAUUUCUUACAAGUGAAAAGUUAAUGGAUUUACAGUUGAGUGACAGCAAUUUUCGUCGUCAUAUCCUAUUGCAGUAUUUAAUAUUAUUUCAGUAUUUAAAGGGACAGGUGAAGUUUAAAAGUUCAAACUUUAUUUUGACUGAUGAACAGUCCCUGUGGAUUGAAGCUACCACAAAACAAGUUUACCAGCUUCUAUCAGAAAACCCACCUGAUGGAAAAAGAUUCUCCAAAAUGGUAGAGCAUAUAUUAAACACAGAAGAAAAUUGGAAUUCAUGGAAAAAUGAGGGCUGUCCAAGCUUUGUGAAAGAAAGACAGAGUGAUUCCAAGCCAGUAAGACCUUUUGUGCGAAAGAGACCAGCACCUGAAGAUUUCUUAGGGAAAGGACCUAACAAAAAAAUUCUAAUGGGAAAUGAAGAAUUAACUCGCCUCUGGAAUUUAUGCCCUGAUAAUAUGGAAGCGUGUAAAUCUGAGAGUCGAGAAUAUAUGCCAACAUUGGAAGAGUUUUUUGAAGAAGCUAUAGAACAGGCAGAUCCUGAAAACAUGGUUGAUAAAGAAUUUAAGGUUGUGAAUAAUUCUAACUAUGGCUGGAGAGCAUUAAGACUAUUAGCAAGAAGAAGUCCUCACUUUUUUCAGCCAACCAAUCAACAGUUUAAAAGUUUACCAGAAUACCUUGAAAACAUGGUCAUCAAAUUAGCUAAAGAAUUACCUCCUCCUUCUGAAGAAAUUAAAACAGGCGAGGAUGAAGAUGAGGAAGAUAAUGAUGCUUUAUUAAAAGAAAACAAUGAAAGUCCAGAUGUUCAACGAGAUAAGCUUGUAACAGGAGAACAAAUAGAAUUAUUUGCUAACAGACUUGGUGAAUACUGGAAAGUCCUGGCUCCAUACUUGGAAAUGAAAGACUCUGAUAUAAGGCAGAUUGAAUCAGAUAGUGAAGAUCUGAAGAUGAGAGCUAAACAGUUGCUUGUUACCUGGCAAGAUCAAGAAGGAAUCCACGCUACUAUGGAAAAUUUGAUUAUUGCAUUGAACAAAGCUAGGCUGAAUGACCUUUCUGAAAGCUUAUCCAAUGACAGUGAAAACAGUAGCUAAUUUGAAAAUUGCUUUUUUAAUUAAAACAAUGGCGAUUGUUCCUGAAUGUAAUAUUUGAUAGGGCAGUUUGAUGACUAAUAAAUUCUUUUAAUAACA